Messenger RNA from Malus domestica (apple), 1533 nucleotides. RefSeq lists its product as uncharacterized. The record is from RefSeq and is a predicted model, not a curated record. NCBI's taxonomy places the organism in Eukaryota, Viridiplantae, Streptophyta, Magnoliopsida, Rosales, Rosaceae.
AUGACACAAAAGCAACAUAUUGAAACAUUUGUGAUUAAGCAAACCGAUGAAGCUCGCAUUAAUUAUCACACUUUAUUGCGUGGUGCACUUGAUUGCACAAGAUGGUUGUUGCAACAAGGUUUGCCUUUUCGUGGCCAUGAUGAAUCGUUCAACUCAAGCAAUAGAGGUAAUUAUUUGGAGCUUAUGCAAUUUCUGGCCGAUGAUAAUGAGAAAGUUAGGAAAGUUGUGUUUGAGAAUCUCAAGUAUACUUCUUCCGAUAUUCAAAAGGAUCUUGUUCAUGCUUGUGUUAUUGAAAUUAUUAAUGCAAUCACUAAAGAUAUGGAAGGAGAAGCAAUUGAAAAGUUUUUUGGUGUUCAACAUGUCUCCUCUACAACUAAUAGCUUACUUGAAGAGGCCAUUGAAAGAUUGUUUGCUACAACAAAUUUGAGUAUGUCCAUGUUACGAGGACAAGACUAUGAUGGAGCUAGUAAUAUGAAAGGUGAGUUAAAUGGUCUUAAAACAAAGAUUUUGAACAAAUACCCUCAUACAUUUUACAUUCAUUGUUUUGCAUACCAACUCCAACUAGCUCUUGUAUUUGUGGCAAAGGAAAAUGAGGAUGUUGCCAAUUUCUUUAUCAAUGCUAGUAGUUUGGUGAAUCUUAUUGGACUAUCGUGUAAGUGUCGUGAUGCAUUUAGAGAGAAACAACAAGAAAAAAUUCAGAAAGCUCUUGAUCUUGGUAAUCUUGAAAAGGGUAAAGGGUUAAAUCAAGAAAGUAGUCUCAUGCGUCCAUGUGAUACACGGUGGAAUUCGCAUUAUGGUACUAUAGUUAGUAUUAUUGUUAUGUUUGAAGCCGUGGUGGAAGUGGUUGAAUGGAUUAAAGGUGAUCGCAACCAAGAUAAUCUCGGUGACGCAACUAGGUUAUUCAAAGACAUACAAACUUUUGAUUUUAUGUUUCACCUUUUCUUGAUGAGACUUAUAUUGAGAAUUACAAAUGAGUUAUCACAAGCAUUGCAAAAGAAAGAUCAAGAUAUUGUGAAUGCGAUGGUAUUAGUGGAAGUAUGCAAGCAAAGACUACAAUCCUUGAGAGAUGAUGACUUUGGGGACUUGUUUCAUGAUGUAGAAAAGCUUUGUGAGGAGCAUGAUAUUAUCAUUCCUAACAUGGAGGAUUUGCAUUUCGUACCUGGAAAAUCAAGGCGCAAAGCUCCAAAAAUCACAAACUUCCAUUACUAUCGUGUGGACCUUUAUUUUCAAGUCCUUGAUAUGCAACUAAAGGAAUUGAAUGAUCGCUUCAAUGAGGUAAACAUCGAGUUCCUUCUUUGUAUGACAUGUUUGAGUCCGGUGAAUAAUUUUGCAUCUUUUGACAAAGCAAAAAUUGUUCGUUUGACCCAACUUUAUCCUCAAGAUUUUGAUCGUAUGGAUCUCAUGAAUCUUCCAAUUCAACUUGACAAUUACAUUCAUGAUAUGAAGAUGCAUAGUGAGUUUUCAUCAUUGAGAGGAAUUAGUGAUCUUGCAAAAGAGUUAGUGAAGACCGGGAGGUGUGAAACUAUAUGUUAA